ACAAGAACCAAACUCGCCGGAGAACACAAUGGGGUCUCUGCGCUUCCCGUUUUCGUUUUCUCAGCCCGCCACCACGCGCUUCCCCUCCGGCGCCUUUUCACCAGGAUCCAUCGCCUGCUCCGUCGCUGUCUCCGCCGCUAUCGGCGCCGGCAUUUCUGCUGGCAUUUCCAUCUCACAGAACUCCACCAAUCCAUCUCUUCAUAGCGCAUUGAAUUCCUUCCUUUCUAAUUUCUCACGCUCAUCACCACUAUGGGGUUCACUAUCGCUGUCCGACUCCUCCGCUGCCGUGGUCACCGAAUCAAAGACCGGCUUUUCGUUUCCGGCAGUUUUGAAGGACUCUCAGGGACUUCUCGGAAUCGGAUUGAGGAGAAAGGCCGUGUUUGGACUGAAGAACAUCGAUGUUUACGCCUUCGGUGUUUAUGCUGAUGAUAAUGAUAUCAAGAAUUUUCUAAGCGAGAAAUAUGGGACACUCUUAACUAAUGAACUGAAGCAGAAGGAAGUCACUCAAGAUUUGAUGGAAAGUGAUAUAAGUGUUACUGUGAGGCUCCAAAUAGUUUAUGGAAAACUUAGCAUUCGUUCUGUUCGUAACGCAUUCGAGGAUUCAGUUGGAAGCAGAUUAAAGAAGUUUGGAGGAUCCGAAAAUAAAGAGUUACUUCAAAAGUUCACUUCUCAGUUUAGCGAUGAAUACAAGAUUCCUCGUGGAUCUAUCAUCGACCUCUCGAAGGAAAAGGGAUAUGUGCUUCGAACCACUAUCGAUGGCAAGGAGGUAGGAAGUGUCCAAAGCCAACUCUUAUGUCGCUCGAUUUUGGAUCUUUAUAUUGGCGACGAACCUUUCGAUUCUAAAGCAAAAGAAGAGAUCAAUCUCAAGUUGGCUUCUGUUGUCACAAAGUAACACCUUCCAUGGUCAUUGGAAAACUUUCCGAUCGGACCAUCUUCGCCUUGCGAUUUUCGUAUCGAAGCCAAAGUUUCGUAGUGGUGAGCACCGCGAUCAUGACUCGAGUGAGUGAAUAUUGUGUAUGCAAAUAUGUAUCUU
Molecule: messenger RNA, 1033 nt
Organism: Cynara cardunculus var. scolymus (artichoke)
Lineage: Eukaryota; Viridiplantae; Streptophyta; Magnoliopsida; Asterales; Asteraceae
Product: fatty-acid-binding protein 1
Exons: 4
Coding region: 29-892 (287 amino acids)
Molecular function (GO): intramolecular lyase activity
Source: RefSeq, a predicted model, not a curated record